UUGGCUGGACGGGACAUGGCCUGGUGGCCGAUUGGAUCGUCUCUCUUUGCCAGUUCAGAAGGCUCAGGUUUGUUUAUUGGUCUGGCUGGCACUGGAGCUGCUGGAGGCAUCGCUGUUGCUGGCUUUGAAUGGAAUGCCACCUAUGUGUUGCUGGCUCUGGCCUGGGUAUUUGUUCCUGUCUACAUCUCCUCAGGGAUCGUGACAAUGCCGGAGUACCUGGGCCGUCGUUUCGGGGGAGAGAGGAUCAGAACGUACCUGGCUGUCCUCUCACUGCUGUUGUCCGUCUUCACAAAGAUAUCAACUGAUCUGUACUCUGGAGCCUUGUUUGUCCAGGUGUGUCUGGGGUGGAACCUCUACCUGUCCACUGUCCUCAUGCUGGUGGUCACUGCCUUCUACACUAUUGCAGCUUUCAAAAAGAUUGGCGGCUACAGCAAACUGGAGCAUGUGUAUAGCAUGGCAGUGCCCAAAAAGAUCAUUCCCAACAGUACCUGCCACCUGCCACGUCAGGACGCCAUGCACCUCUUCAGAGACGCCGUCACUGGAGACCUGCCCUGGCCCGGCAUGACUCUGGGGCUCACCAUACUGGCCACCUGGUAUUGGUGCUCCGACCAGGUAAUUGUACAACGGUCCCUGUCUGCUAAGAACAUGAGUCAUGUGAAAGGAGCAUCAAUCCUGGCGGCCUAUCUGAAGAUGCUGCCUUUUAUCUUCAUCAUCCUCCCUGGCAUGAUAAGCCGAGCUCUCUAUCCAGACUCUGUAGGAUGUGUGGAUCCAGAAGAGUGUGUGCGAGUGUGUGGAGCUGAGGUGGGAUGCUCCAACAUUGCCUUUCCCAAACUGGUCAUUGAACUCAUGCCAAGCGGUUUACGGGGACUUAUGAUAGCGGUGAUGAUGGCUGCUCUGAUGUCAUCGCUGACCUCCAUCUUUAACAGCAGCUCCACACUCUUCACUAUGGACAUCUGGAAGAAACAUCGCACACGAGCCUCAGAGCGAGAGCUGCUUCUUGUCGGCAGGAUCGUGACCGUGAUCUUGGUGGUGGUGAGUGUGGUGUGGAUCCCCAUCCUACAGUCGGCCAAUAGUGGCCAGCUGUAUGUUUACAUCCAGUCAGUGACGAGCUACCUCGCUCCGCCUGUCACUGCCGUUUUCACUCUGGCUGUCUUCUGGACUAGGACUAACGAGCAGGGUGCGUUCUGGGGCCUCAUGGUGGGUUUGGUGGUGGGUGUGUGUAGGAUGGUGCUGGAGUUUGCCUUCCCGCCUGCCAGAUGUGGAGUUUUGGACUCAGCACCUGCAGUGCUGCGCAGUGUCCACUACCUCCAUUUCGCCAUUCUGCUCUGUGGGCUCACUGCUAUCGUGGUUACAAUAGUAUCGCUGCUCACACCGCCACCCAGUCACGAACAGGUGUGUAACCUGACCUGGUGGACACUGACUGAAGAGCCACCAAGAGAAAUUCCUCUACAGAAAGUGUCCUCUGUCAGCCACCGUAGCUCCCAGGGCUCUGAGCCAACACAGCAGGGGACAUGUGGUCAGAGGACAGGAUUGUGUAUCUCAGCAACACGACGCUCACAGCAGGCUCCAGCUCCCCGAGUUCCCACUCUCAGAGAGAGUCCGUUCUGGUCCAGGUUCUGCUGUGUCAAUGCGAUUCUGCUGGUCUGCGUUAACAUUUUUCUCUAUGCAUACUUUGCCUGAGUAGAGGAUACGAUUUAACAUCCUGCCUCACCCUCCUGCUGAACACCUGCCAAUUGCUCCAAUAUGAACUAGAAACUCUGCCUGCCUGCCAAACAGCCACUGAUUUCUCCUGAUCCAAGAAGGUGGGGUAACAAACUGUGAUUUUUAUACUGAUUUUACAUGAAUCCUUCAAAAUCAUGCAAAUGUACUGUAUCAUGCAGAUGUAGCUUCAGGUGCUGUAAAACAAUCACAUUUGAAAGAGAGAGCCAAUACCUCCACAAAUGCAGUAUAGGCAUACAGUAUUUCUACAGAUGUGCUUUGAUGUUAUUGGUUUACUAUUGCCCCACUGUAGGCUAUUGGUUUGUUCAUAAAACAUUUUCUUCUUGUUGUAACCUUGUUUUAAAGUUUUAGAUGGGUAUUAUACAAAUUAUAAUGAAGCUUGUGGCUUGUAACAAGCUAACAUGAAUGUGCAGGUUAUAAAAGGGCAUCUCAAGCUUAAAAAAUAUAUAUUAAGAUUAUAGAUUAUAUAGUGAGAAUACUUUUAUGUGGUUUAGGUUGUAUGCGACUUGCAUAAUCCCAUUUCCUUUAGAGUCUAUAUGCUUAAUGGUAACUAUAUAUAGUAAUGUUUAUGGCCUUAUGUCUGUCAAUCAAGGUUUAAUGAGCCUUCAGUUAUUGUUCUAGUGUUCUUUCCUGCUGUGUAGCUCAUUUAUUAAUAUAAAUCAGAAUCUCUUAGUUUUUCCUGGUCCAUGACUGACCCAAAUUCUCAUGACAUAAAUUGUCUUGUAAAUUUAAAUAUGGCACACGUUUGUGUUUUGUAUCAGGAAUGCAAUUGGAGCUCAAAAUGCAUCAAAAUUAUAUAGAAAUAAUGAAAACUUUUAUAUGUCUUUUUAAUUAUCACAAAUAUAUCAGACAGUUUAUCAGUAUUGAAAUUGACCACUGAUCAAUUAAUGCUUAACAACAGAUCCCCACAAAGGGCAUCAACCCCAAGGUUGAGAAACUCUGUUAAAAUAUAAUGUUCCUGUGCAUUUGACACAUUUUUUUUAUUGGUGAGAUUUAUGCAGAAGUAUUGAGAAGUACCUGAAUGUGUCUGAUGUCAGUCAAAAUACUAAAUACCUUGACAGCUUCUCCAUCAAAUGUUUUUUUUCUUGUGAUAUCUCAAAUAAAUUUAAAGAUAUGUGCA
Molecule: messenger RNA, 2839 nt
Organism: Micropterus dolomieu (smallmouth bass)
Lineage: Eukaryota; Metazoa; Chordata; Actinopteri; Centrarchiformes; Centrarchidae
Gene: slc5a10
Product: solute carrier family 5 member 10
Exons: 13
Coding region: 16-1680 (554 amino acids)
Biological process (GO): transmembrane transport
Cellular component (GO): plasma membrane
Molecular function (GO): D-glucose:sodium symporter activity
Source: RefSeq, a predicted model, not a curated record